UAGUUCACAACGAGCUUAGUGACAAACACAAACUAAAAAUCCCUAGAUUCAAAUUUGUGCGACGAGUUUGUUGGUUAAAAAUAAUCUUACUUUUUUAAUUAUGUGUCUUGUUUAAAUACGAAAUGGCAGCCAGUCCUAGUUUUAACGAAAACGAACUUGCGAUGUGUUAUUACUACGGUUUUACUUCGUCUCAAUUAGUGGAAGAUUUUCGUGAAAAAACCCAGGAUGUGAUUAAAACCAACAUAACUUCCCUUGAAGAGAUUAUAAAUUUAAAAUUUCCUGGCCAGCAGGAGGCGAUUAAGGAGCAGACAACCAAUCUGUUGAGGCUUUUUCUUGAAAUUGCCGAAACUCCUUUAAGACAAUUUGAAAUUAAAUCACGGGAGAUUUUCGCACUUCCACAGAAUGCUAGCGCUUUCACCGAAGUGAACAUUGAACCUGUUGAGAGUGGAGAGAUUGAAAAAUUGGAGAAGGAGGUUUCUGAGUUAAUGAAGGAGUACAGAGAAGAGGCUUGUUAUAAAAGUUAUUUGGAGAAACAGAUAGAGCGGUAUGAGCAAGUUGAACCUUUACGUCAGGAAAUCGAUGAGAUAUUGAAAUUUCACGAAAAAAAUAAAGUAAAACCGGGCGAGAAAACUAUCAAAGAGUUACACAACGCGAUGAAGACUUUGGAGCUCCAGGUUUACGAGAAGCAAUUAAUAAAGUGAGGUGGACUGUACUUUUUUAUAAACAAAUGCAAAAAUAUUUAAGUAAUUGUCUAUUUCUACUUUUCAUUAAAAUAAAAUUAAAAAAUUAAA
Tribolium castaneum (red flour beetle) is the source of this 791-nucleotide messenger RNA. RefSeq lists its product as uncharacterized. The transcript has 2 exons. The coding region runs from base 123 to 701 and encodes 192 amino acids. Lineage: Eukaryota; Metazoa; Arthropoda; Insecta; Coleoptera; Tenebrionidae. The record is from RefSeq and is a predicted model, not a curated record.